This is a messenger RNA of Conger conger (European conger), 948 nucleotides long. Its product is annotated as olfactory receptor 52K2-like. Lineage: Eukaryota; Metazoa; Chordata; Actinopteri; Anguilliformes; Congridae. The coding region runs from base 1 to 948 and encodes 315 amino acids. Gene Ontology annotation, molecular function: olfactory receptor activity; G protein-coupled receptor activity. Gene Ontology annotation, cellular component: membrane. The transcript has a single exon. Gene Ontology annotation, biological process: G protein-coupled receptor signaling pathway. The record is from RefSeq and is a predicted model, not a curated record.
AUGGAAAAUAUGUCGCAAGUACCACUGAAGCAGCCCAUUGUGUUCAGGUUGGAAGGUUUUGACAUAACCAGGGAGCAGGGGUACCCCCUGUUUGUGGUCACGUUUAUCGUGUACGCCGUGAUGCUGCUGGGAAACCUCACCGUGGUUACGGUGAUUGCCACUGACGCCAAGCUCCACAAGCCCAUGUACAUGAUGAUGUGCAACCUGGUAGCGUGCGACCUGCUCGGGGGCACAGUAGCCAUGACCCAGCUGAUGUCCAACUUCCUGACAGGGGACAAGUCCAUCGGCUACGUGGCUGCAAUAGUCCAGGCCUUCUGUUUGCACACCUACGGCUUGGCCGUCCCCACCAUUCUGGCAGCCAUGGCGUACGACCGCUAUGUGGCCAUCUGCCAACCGCUGCACUACCACUCCAUCAUGACCACAAGGAGGCUGGUUUUACUCUGUUUUCUGGCCUGGUUCAUUGCAGUUGUCCUAAUUUUGAUCCUCCUCAUUCUGAACGUGGGAACGCCGCUGUGUGGGACGUUAAUCAAGCACGUUUACUCCAGCGACCAAUCCAUUCUGAGGCUGGCGUGCUUCCCCACCCCCAUCAAUAUCAUCUACGGUCUGUGUGCAAAUUGGACCUUGAGAUCAUGCACCUUUUUAAUCAUGGCCUUUUCCUAUGCGAAGAUCCUCAAAGCAUGUGUCGUCAAGCAGGAGAAAAACAGUCGGAACAAGGCCAUACAGACGUGCACCUCCCAUCUCACCAUUUAUAUCCUCUUUGAGAUCGCCGUGUUAAACAUUAUCUUGACGUACAGGUUACAAGGGGUCAGCCCCAACAUCAAGAAGUUCUGUGCCAUUAUUUUUGUCAUCGUGCCCCCCACGGUCAACCCAAUCAUCUAUGGCAUGGCCAUGAAAGAUAUUCGCACAAAUAUUGUGAAGUUUUUCAAAUCCACUGUCUUGCCAAAAUAG